AUGAGCGAGCGUCACUACGCGAAGCAUGCCGGCCAUACCUAUCGGGUUGAUAUCGAUCCAGUGAUCGAUCUGUACGACGAAACUACUGCCACGACGAUUGUAAUCCGCUCCAUGAAAGUGCAGCGGCAAGUGACGAUCUACUGCGACAAAUGCAACUACUCGCACUGUCUGGUUCUGCAGAAUAAUAAGAAGAAGCUGGAGCAGACAAAACUGAUAUCCGGCAGCUUGGGUGGAUCGUUCCAGUUCCGCUACGGAGGAGUGAAUGUCUCCCGCGAUGACGAAUCGGCUGCGUCCAGCAUUAUUCUGAUCCGCCGUGCCCGUCGUUUCUCUACGGCUACCACCUACAUCUUGUUUCUGAUUGCCCUGCUGGUGACGUCGCUGGGAAUCAUUGCCGGUGUGUUCUACUAUCGGCAGUAUGCCCACUCUAGCAACCACCUGCGAUUCCACGGUUUCUGUCAGAUCCCGUACGAUUCCACCAACGUCAACGACAACAAUAUGUUCUACAUGAACGCGAUGCUUCGCCACGAUGAUGUCAAUUCGCAACUCGAUCAAAUUGAAGACUUGGUCCAGCCGAUGCAGAGGGAGUUCCAGGAAAUAAAACAACGCUUGGAUGACACCGAUAUGGACGUGACCGAUCAAUUCUUCAAGGAGGAAUUCGAACUGGGCCUGUCCGACGACGAAAACUACUCGAAGAUCAACGUUCCAGUUUUCCAUGGUCAGCGCCAGGGUCGCUUCCUGCACGAUUUCAAGUACAACCAGUCCGGCAUCAUCGACAAGGACAACGGUCGGUGCUUCUUGAUGCCACUGGAUCGGGAAACCGUGCUGCCACCCAAGUCGCUGCGGGAUUUGAUCGAGAAGAUGUGGAACGGAUACUACAACAUCAACACCAGCACGGUUCGCAAGAACAUGCGUGUCAUCACGCCGGAACUGAAGGAUUUGAACGACGUGUCGCCGAGAAUCACCAGCGAGUGCGCGGAUAUGAAGAUCUACCGGUUGGAGAAACUAGUUUCUGGAGUUUUCAAACGAUCGGCCGAUCUGCACCAGCACGCCAAGUUUGCCGAAUUCGGCGGUAAUCACAUUUCGGUUAUCGAUAUUCAAAAUUUGGAGGAUAUCGUUAACUGAAAGCUGAGGUCAUCCUCCAGCUAAAUGAUUUAUUUAUGUUAAAUUUCGAAUAGAAGAUGCAAGCACGCACUUACACAAUAACAAACAAUUAAAACCAAAAAAAAAACAACUUUUCACCAUUUGAUUGCGGAACCUAGGGAAUGAAAGCGGAACAGUAAAAUGUUAGUCCGGAGCACGUGGUACGGGACGGUCAGUAUGGAACAAAUUUAAACUAGAAUUAUUGGUGCGUUGGAUUGUUGGUGACAACGUCACGUGAUACAGAGGAUGUCAAUGUAAAAGUAAAAGACAAGUUAGGAAAUUAGAGCCCUCGAAGCCCCGAUUAUGCGAUUGAUGUGCAACUAUAUUUUGAAAAGCAAGCAAUUCAUACUAAAGAGUAGUUUGUCAUAAUUGAAACUUUUUUCCCCCAAUCUCUGAAUGUAGUAGCUUUCGGGACGCAAUUCCGUAAAAAUCCAUAGUCAUGUUCGAAUGUGAUAUUAGUUCCGUCAGGAGAUUUGUCUAUGAUUUAAAAAUUCGCUUGUACCCGCAGAAAACAAACUAAAAUGCCUACAUUUGCCGCUACGCUUCAACGAACGAACCCGUUUAGGAUAAGAAACACGUUACCUACGAGGAAAGUGCAUCAAAUGGAGAAAAACCUAAACCGAAGUAGUGUUUUGCAGGAAUGUAUGUUAGUUCUCAAACAAGGAUUUUUACUAUGCGAUAAUAUGUUAAUUUAUGUUCAUAUGAUUGUAAAUUAUUCGUAAAGAAGAAAACAAAAAAAAAAAAAGUUGCCACAGUCUGUGAUUGAGAUUGUGUGGCUCUAUGUCAUACCGGAUUUAUGUAUUACAUUUGCCUAAAUCAACAAUAUUUGUGAAAUUAUUGUAAAUUAAAACACAAAAUACUACAACAAAACCUGUUGAUGAUGAUCCUUCAUAAUAAGCGAAUUGCAAUUUACUGUGGAAUAUUGAAAUAAAGUUUUAUUAGAAACCAAA
This is a messenger RNA of Ochlerotatus camptorhynchus, 2090 nucleotides long. RefSeq lists its product as uncharacterized. Gene Ontology annotation, biological process: negative regulation of amyloid precursor protein biosynthetic process. The coding region runs from base 1 to 1122 and encodes 373 amino acids. Gene Ontology annotation, molecular function: amyloid-beta binding. NCBI's taxonomy places the organism in Eukaryota, Metazoa, Arthropoda, Insecta, Diptera, Culicidae. The transcript has 4 exons. Gene Ontology annotation, cellular component: extracellular exosome; Golgi apparatus; plasma membrane. The record is from RefSeq and is a predicted model, not a curated record.